Molecule: messenger RNA, 624 nt
Organism: Scheffersomyces amazonensis
Lineage: Eukaryota; Fungi; Ascomycota; Pichiomycetes; Serinales; Debaryomycetaceae
Exons: 1
Coding region: 1-624 (207 amino acids)
Source: RefSeq, a predicted model, not a curated record
AUGUCAAUAUCAGAUACGUUACACAGUGAAGGCUCACAAGCAUCAUCCAAAUCCUUAACUCAGCAAUUAGACGAUAUAGCCAAUGAAGCUUCGUUUUACACGCCUCUUGAAACACCAACUGAACAGAGAUCAACUUAUUCACAAGAUGAGAGCUUAACAUAUAGUCCUUUUAAUACAGUAAAUAGUACUGGAGAUACAACUGCUCAAUGUAUACCUGGUGUUUUUAGAAAGUUUGUGCCUGGUAAGACUAGCCGUGCUGACGCCGGAGAAACACUGCCAUUAUUACCGAUAUCAAGAAGAGAUUGUUUGCCAUACAAUUACAAUGACAAUGACAGUGGCACUGAUAACAGAUCAGGUACUCCACCACCACCUCAAACUCCUCCAGGUAAUAUUCUUAUACCUGUUCUUCAAUACAUUUGGAUCAAUAUAUUUCCAGAAUCAGUUCGACAAUUUUUGAUAGCUCAUAGAAUAUGGGUAUUUCUUGGUGGCUCAUUAAUAUUAAUUAUGGUAGCCCUUGCACUUUACUUUACAGGUAAUUUAACCAUACUUGUGGUAUAUCUUAGAAUGAUUAUUUGCUACAUAUUUGGUGGGGUAAGUAGUAUCCCUAACUUUUGCAAGCCAUAG